AAAUAAUUAAAAAAACAUAAAACUUUUGAUAAAUCAAACAAAAUAGUAAAACGAUGUUCUGCGCCCCCACCCCACCCUUAGGCUUUGGAACUCUUCAACUGGAAGGAAGGCAGGAAGGAAGGAGAGGACCAACCGAGCAACCCGCAGCAUGCGGCCCAGGAUUCCCCCUCCACAAUAUGAAUCUUGAUCAUCCUGGGCUCGACUCCGUUUUGUCUUUCUGUAUCGGGUUUGUGGUCGUGGGUCCUACAUCCCUCCUUUCCGUUUCCAACUUCCAACUGACAGGCAGCCGUCUUCUCUCUCUCUCUCUCCUCUAGCCUCCGCCCCCACCAACCGUGGCCCAUUUCAUCACCAACCCCAGCGUAUUCCCUCUCUCUCUCUCUCUCUCUCUCUCUCUCAUAAGUUAUAAACAACCCAACAAGCUUCACAAGUCUCUGCAGGUCCCUCUGUAACUAUCUGAGAAGCUCUGUUUUGGACCGUUAUACAAUUUUGGCAUUCUUCAUUGUAACAAAAAUGAAUUUCACUUUGUGUUCGUCAUCUUCGGAGCUCAGAUAUACUUUUGUUGAGGGGUUGCCAUGUACAAACAAGAAUAUGGUGGACUCUGAGCCUUUUGUGAAGGUUGAUAAGUUCAAUAAGAAGGAUAGUACUCGAGCAUCUAAUCACAAUGCUAGAAAGCUGUUGAUGUCUAGCAAUUUGAUGCCUCAGCGCUUAAAAGGAUCCAAUAUGGGAAGGAAACAUCUCAAGGAACCUGGUCGGAAACUGGAAUUUGUGAGGACAUUGCUGAUUGACAACUAUGACAGCUACACAUACAAUAUAUACCAGGAGCUGUCUGUCAUUAAUGGGGUGCCUCCUGUGGUCGUGCGGAAUGAUGAAUUGACAUGGAAAGACAUUCGCUAUUACUUGUAUGAAGAAAAUGCUUUUGACAAUGUUGUUAUAUCACCUGGACCUGGUUCGCCAGCAUGUCCAGCAGACAUAGGAAUAUGUCUUCAGGUGCUGCUUGAAUGCUGGGAUAUCCCUAUUUUGGGCGUUUGCCUUGGACAUCAGGCUUUAGGUUAUGUGCAUGGUGCUAAAGUUGUCCACGCAUCUGAACCAGUCCAUGGACGGUUGAGUGAAAUUGAGCACAACAGGUGCAAACUUUUCAAUGAUAUCCCUUCCGGCCACAACUCAGGAUUUAAGGUGGUUCGGUACCAUUCACUUGUUGUAGAUGCUGAAUCCCUCCCAGAUGAACUCAUUCCUAUAGCAUGGACUUACUCCAGGGAUGCACUUUCUUUUAUUGAAACCCAGAAGUCUGAUGUUCCCUCAGAAUUUGCUGUGGGAUCUUUUCCAACAAAACCAAAAAAUGGAAGUUUUUCGCCUUUCAGUUGUUCUGGCAAAGUGCGGAGCGAAAAGGUUCUCAUGGGCAUUGUGCAUUCUACCCGGCCUCAUUAUGGUUUGCAGUUCCAUCCAGAGAGUAUUGCGACCUUUCAUGGGAGGCAGAUAUUCAAGAAUUUUAGAGAGAUCACAGAGGACUAUUGGCUGAAUUCGAGGGCAUCAUUCAUCAAGAAGCGGAAUUUUGAUUAUACAGCGUGCAUGCAGAUGCCCAAUGCUAGUCGACUCCUCACAGAAGUUCCUAGACAUAGGCAACUAGUAAGUAAUUCAGAUGGUCAGCUAUAUAACAAGAUUUCUAGAAGGAAGAACAGUGAAAGUAACACAAGUUCUUCUGGUGCGGUCAAUAUGGUAAACCUUUUGCAUCCAGGCAUUGGUGUUAAAUAUCUAAAGUUGAGAUGGAAGAGAUUUAAGCAUUUGGCUGGUCAAGUUGGUGGAGCAAAAAAUAUAUUCUGUGCACUGUUUGGACAUCAUAAAGCUGAAAAUACCUUUUGGUUGGACAGUUCAUCGAUAGAAAAGAGAAGAGCACGGUUUUCAUUUAUGGGAGGAAAAGGUGGAACUCUUUGGAAGCAGUUGACCUAUAAAUUAUCAGAUAGAAGUGAUACGACUUUGAAGGGCAGUGGUUUUCUAUCAGUUGAGGACGCUCAAGGCUCUACAGAAACACAGUUUUUGGAAGAAGGGUUUCUUGAUUUUUUGAAAAAGGAGCUCAUGUCAUUUCGGUACGAUGAAAAGGAUUAUGAAGACCUUCCAUUUGAAUUUCAUGGUGGAUAUAUUGGUUACAUGGGGUAUAGCCUUAAAGUUGAAUGUGGUGCAUCAUCUAACUGCCACAAAUCCAGGACUCCAGAUGCUUGCUUUUUCUUUGCUGAUAAUCUUGUAGUUAUCGAUCACUGCUCCGACGAUGUUUAUAUACUGUCUAUUAACAAAGAAUGCACAAGCACGACACCAUGGUUGGACAAUACAGAACAAAAGCUUCUCAGGUUAAAAGCUUCUGCUACAAAUGAGGGAGAGGAGCCAACCUUACAGGCUUUUCGAUCUUCUCAGUAUCAAGGAAGUUUUGUUGUUGAUAAAUCAAGAGAGCAGUAUAUAAAAGAUGUCGACAGGUGUCUGGAAUACAUUAAAGAUGGUGAAAGCUAUGAGUUAUGUCUCACAACUCAGAUGAGAAAAAGAAUUGGGGAAAUGGACUCAUUAGGACUUUACCUUCACCUUAGGGAAAAAAAUCCGGCACCAUAUGCUGCCUGGCUUAAUUUUUCAAAGGAAAAGCUUUGUGUCUGCUGUUCUUCCCCAGAGCGGUUUCUACGGUUGGAUAGAAAUGGUGUACUAGAAGCAAAGCCCAUUAAGGGCACUAUAGCUCGUGGUGCAACACUAGAGGAAGAUGAACAACGCAAACUAAAGCUGCAAUACAGUGAAAAGGAUCAAGCUGAAAAUCUGAUGAUUGUUGAUCUUCUAAGAAAUGACCUUGGCCGUGUGUGUGAGCCCGGUUCUGUUCAUGUGCCCCAUCUUAUGGAUGUAGAAUCAUAUGCUACUGUCCAUACUAUGGUGAGCACAAUUCGCGGGAAAAAGCGGUCAGAUGUAAGUGCAGUUGACUGUGUGAGAGCAGCAUUUCCAGGCGGUUCAAUGACAGGUGCACCAAAAUUAAGAUCAAUGGAACUUCUUGAUUCGAUCGAAACUAGUCCACGAGGAAUCUACUCAGGGUCCAUUGGUUUUUUCUCAUAUAACCAGACAUUCGAUCUCAACAUAGUUAUCAGAACUGUUGUUGUACACGAGGGUGAAGCUUCAAUAGGCGCGGGAGGAGCCGUUGUUGCGUUAUCAAAUCCUGAAGACGAGUAUGACGAAAUGAUGCUGAAAACGCGCGCCCCGGCAAAAGCUGUAACGGAAUUCUUGUAGGGAUUGUAUUUUCCACAUUUUUCCUUGUGGUGAUUGUUUCCGUAGUGUCAAAGAAGAUACAGGCAAUAUAGCUUCGUGUCACUAUUGAUUUCAUUGUUCAUUUUGCCAAAACAAUAAAAAGGAUGUUCCUUAAUUAAAAUUUUAUUCGAUUUGUAA
This is a messenger RNA of Pyrus x bretschneideri (Chinese white pear), 3402 nucleotides long. RefSeq names its product aminodeoxychorismate synthase, chloroplastic. Gene Ontology annotation, biological process: folic acid-containing compound biosynthetic process; L-tryptophan biosynthetic process. Lineage: Eukaryota; Viridiplantae; Streptophyta; Magnoliopsida; Rosales; Rosaceae. The record is from RefSeq and is a predicted model, not a curated record.